Molecule: messenger RNA, 531 nt
Organism: Anisakis simplex (herring worm)
Lineage: Eukaryota; Metazoa; Nematoda; Chromadorea; Rhabditida; Anisakidae
Source: the annotation of a GenBank genome assembly
GCGAUUGUGAUGCGUAGUGGAGGAUUACAUCGAACAGCUCUCGCAAUAUCAAUAUGCCUUAUUAUUUGUGGUUUAUGUUUGACGACGUUCAGCUUAUUCAGUGCUGCUUGGCAGGUAAAUUUUAGUGGCUCAUCCCAUGCAGCUGUUGUCGAGAUUCGUGAGUUUCAAGCUGAGCAUCAGCACGGUAUUUGGUGGGAUUGUGUUCGUUCCGAUCGCUAUUUGAUUCCGCUGAGCCGAGUCGACCGCAUCGAUAAGACAUCUCCUCGAAGGGCGCUGAAAUGUGCCUAUAAGUUUGAUCUCAUUGCACAAGAGGCACUUGCCAGUGCGUUAGCUGAUGGCGAAGCUACUGCUAAAGAAAUGCAGUUACAUCGUUUUCUCCCUCAGCAUAAAGCCGUGAUAUUUUUCGCCACGUUCACGUUCAUAUUCGGAUUGAUCUCAAUCAUAAUUGGAUUAUGCUCACCAUGUUUCACGCCAAACGCACUUCUCUACAUCGUUGCACUUUUCCUAACAGGUGCACCAUCCAUUCUUUAA